AUGAUAACACCUACUUCAUUUGAACCAGUUGAAUUAUUAUAUUCAAAAAAAAAAGUAAAUAGAACAAAUUGGAAAAAAAAUGUAUUAAAAUCAAAUCCUGAAAUUAACAAUUUAUGUGAAAGAAUUUAUCCAAUAAAUAGAGCAAUUCAAUUUGGUAAACAAUUUCAUCCAGGUAAAGCAGAAGUUAAACAAAAAUUGGAUAAAACAGCGAUAAUACAAUUAAUAUUACAACAUUUAUCAACCAAAGGAUUGAAACAAACCAAACAAACCUUGGAGAAGGAAGCAAGAACCACUACACCGAUAGUAGAGGGAUUAAAUGAGAGUAGAUUGGUUACAUACAUUAGAAAUGCAUUAAAGGAUACAGAUAGGAUCUAUGAUUUAUCGAUGGAACAUACAGAGUAUAGUAAAGAGGAGAGACAAUCAAAGAUAACGGAACGAGAGGAACUACUAUUUCAAAUGGAUUUAUUGGAGGAUGAAGACGAAGAUGACGGAGUCAACAUAUGGGAUGAACCAACAGAGAAUAUCAUCACAGAGAAAGUACACACCACAGAAUACGAUAUAAAUAAAAGCAAAGAGAAUAAAGAUGAUCAAGACGAUGAAGUGGUUAAAUUUGCAUCAUUGAAUAAAUUGGUGGAACAUUUAACACACGACUCAAAGCAUGAUUUACAAUUCUUAAAAACCUUUUUAAUGACCUAUCAAUCGUUUUGCACACCAGAGAAGUUGAUGUCAAAACUCCAACAACGUUACAACUGUCCAUCGGGUCAUGACGAGAUGGCCACUAGAAACAUCCAAAUUAGGGUCAUCAAUGUGUUGAAAGGUUGGGUGGACAAUUAUUACUCGGAUUUCGAUGAUAAAUUAAUUGCAAUGUUACGUACAUUCAUCGACCAAAUUCAAAUUAAAUUCCCCGCACCUGCAAGUGCCGUCAAUAAAUCCCUAACAAAGAUGGUGGAGAAACUCUCACCAGUGAACGAUAGCAAACACAUUUUCAAUGAGAAAACACCCGAACCAAUGGUACCAAAGAAUAUCUUCUCCAAUAAUCUCUCAAUAUAUGAUAUCGAUGAGGAGGAGAUCGCAAGACAAUUGACUUUAAUCGAAUUUGAAAUCUAUAGAAACAUUAAACCACCCGAACUCUUAAAUCAAUCUUGGAAUAAAACAAAACUAAAAUCACGUGCUCCAAACGUUUUAAAGAUGAUCGAUCGUUUCAACUCCGUUUCAAUGUGGGUGGCCACAAUGAUCAUUCAAACCACAAAAGUUAAAGCACGUGCUCGUAUGAUGACUCGUUUCAUAAAGAUCGCAGAUCAUUUGAAAAAUUUAAAUAAUUACAAUUCCCUUAUGGCAAUCAUCGCUGGUCUUAACUUUUCCUCGGUUUAUCGUCUAAAGUAUACUCGUGAAGAGUUAUCCGCUCAAACUAUGCGUACCUAUUCCGAUUUAGAAAAGAUUAUGAACUCUGAAGGUUCCUUUAAAACCUACAGAACUCGUCUUCAAAAUGUUCCUCCAAUGUUACCUUAUUUGGGUGUUCAUCUAACCGAUCUCACUUUUAUCGAUGAAAAUCCAAAUAAUUUCGUCACUGACGUUGGUGGUAAACAGGUUAGUCUAAUCAAUUUCACAAAGAGAACCCUAGUUUUUAAAAUCAUCUCUUUGAUUCAAGAAACUCAAGUCGUACCUUACAAUCUUCAACCAGUUCAUCAAAUUCAAGAGUUUUUAUUAAAUAUUAGAAGUGAUCUCAAAGCUCAUACUCUCGAUCAAUAUCAACAAGAAUUAUAUAGAGAAUCACUUAAAAGAGAACCAAAGAAAGCUCAAAGAUCUGAUGUUCUUUAA
Dictyostelium discoideum AX4 is the source of this 1818-nucleotide messenger RNA. RefSeq names its product Ras guanine nucleotide exchange factor (gene gefA). Lineage: Eukaryota; Evosea; Eumycetozoa; Dictyosteliales; Dictyosteliaceae. Gene Ontology annotation, biological process: small GTPase-mediated signal transduction; regulation of cell migration; aggregation involved in sorocarp development. The transcript has 2 exons. The record is from RefSeq and is a predicted model, not a curated record. Gene Ontology annotation, cellular component: cytoplasm; plasma membrane. Gene Ontology annotation, molecular function: guanyl-nucleotide exchange factor activity. Bases 1 to 1818 code for a protein of 605 amino acids.